This is a messenger RNA of Meloidogyne enterolobii, 3840 nucleotides long. NCBI's taxonomy places the organism in Eukaryota, Metazoa, Nematoda, Chromadorea, Rhabditida, Meloidogynidae. The record is from the annotation of a GenBank genome assembly.
UAUGUCAAUAAAUAACAGCCAACCCCCAAGUAGCCAUUCCUCAAUUACACCUAAACAACAAUCACAACAACAACAAAGACAAAGCCCCUCAACAACAAAAUUUUCCCCUCCAAGUAUUCCAACAAUUGAAGGGCCCUCCUCUUUUAGUAGACCAGUAUCACAACAACACACACCUUUACAAACACAAACAACAUUCCAAGCAACACCUGGAAUUCUUCAGCAACAACAGCAACAUUUAUUUAAUUGGUUAAGUUAUGCUACUUUAUUUAAUCAACAACAACAAAGGAAUUUUGCUUCUUUACAACAACAACGACUUCCACAAACAUUCCAACAUCAAAACAACAAUCAUUUGAACGGAAUAAAUUUAAAUUUGUUGUUGCAGCAAUUAGCAGCGCAACAACAACAAACCAAUAAUGGAUGUUGUAAUAAUAAUACUGCUUUUAGACCUGUUGCUUGUAAUUCUAAUCCUUCAACUACACAAUUUCCUCUACAUACGGCUGUUCCUCAAUCUCCCGUGAAUUUUAGAUUUGAGCAGACUGGGACAGGAACUGUUAAAAGAGAUAUUGUUGAUUCCUCGGCAACCAACCAAAAAUCAACCACCAAACGACGUUCUUCAAUGCACAGUCACAGCAGUAGUGCAACAAACUCAACUAGCUCCCAACAAGGCUACAAUUUAAAUUAUCCAACACAAAACCAAACAAUGGAAAACUUAACCAAUAACAAUUUUAAUUUGCAACAAGUCCCAAAAAUUAGACAAAAACAGCAAAGAAGGAAUGGCGGAACUGAAAAAGAUUUGGCCAGUGGUAAUGGGACAAAUACUGGGGGUCGUAUUCCAAAAAAGCAACGUAGAAUGAGUGUUGAUGGUGAUCAUCUUAUGACUUCAAAUGCUAUCACUUCCGUCGAAUCAACAUCCAUUAAAAAUAACAUCAAUAAUCAGCAAAAGAACAAUCUUGAUCAUUCCGGCCAUUAUGCUGUAUUACCAUAUAACUCUGUGGUACAACAACAAAAGCACCAGAAGCCUUCCUUAAAUGAACACAAUGCCAACAAUAUAAACAACCAUUAUGAAAACAAUAAUAUGCCCUCAAUGACCCAAAGUGUCUCUCCCAGUGGGUCGGGUUAUGGCUCUUCAUCCUCCCCAGCUGGCACUAUAGCCUCCCCCACAGAUGGAGAAUUUCGUAGGCGUACAAAUAUUUCUUGUGAAUGGGAUAAGUGCAAAGAAGUUUUUAAUAAUGAGGAUACUUUUGUGGAGCAUGUAAAUAAUGUACACGUGAGAAUGGAACAGGCCCCACAUUUCUUUUGUCGUUGGUCAAGUUGUAAAAGAGAGCAGCCCUUCAAUGCUCAAUAUAUGUUGGCACAACAUGUUAGAAAACACAGUGGAGAAAAGCCUUACACUUGCGAGCAUGUUGAUCCAGAUGGUGUUCGUUGUGUUAAAAGAUAUAGCCGUCUGGAAAAUCUUAAAACACAUCAACGUUCUCAUACUGGAGAUAGACCUUAUCAGUGUGCUCAUUGCAAUAAAACCUUUACAAAUGCUUCAGACAAAGCCAAACAUCAAAACCGAACACAUAAAGACGAAAAGGAUUAUGGAUGUCCAGUAUUUCAGUGUUCAAAGCGCUAUACAGAUCCCUCUUCACUCAGAAAACACGUUUUUCAUGAACAUGGGGAAACUGUUUGGACUUUUGCCAAAGCAAACAAAGAAAGGAAAAAGGCAAAAGAUUAUGGGCUAAUUGGAAUAAGGCCAGAUGGAACUCCUUACGCAAUGCCUUAUGGUGCUAGCAGUAGUGAUGAGGAUCGUGAAGUUGAUGUUUGUUAUACAACACCUCCUCCCGAAACAACAGGAGAACAUCAACAGCAACAUCAAAACGUUACAAAAUUACCAACACUUAGAGAACAUCACCAAGAAGAUGAUGAAAAUUGUGUUGAUUUAAUUGAAGAAAUAAUUCCCUGUUCUAAUGAAAGCGUGGAAAGGCAAAAACAAAAUAAUGGAGGAGGAGGGAAUUCUUUAAACAAUUCCCCAGCAACAAACAAUUCACAACAACAAAAUGUUGGGAAUUCUGUAGAAAAUCAGAGCAAAAAUCAGUCACCGUCUUCUUCCAUCCAAAAUCCUUCAAAUCCUUCACAGCUUCAAAGACAACCUUCUUUGGAACAGAAACAACAAUUUCUGUCUAAUAAUGGUUCUCCAAGUCAAAAUUCUGAGGGUGGAAUAAUUAACCAGUCUAAGCCUUCGAAUAAAUCACUUGCGUCUGUUGCUCCAAUGCUACAAUAUUCUCCGCAACAAGGGUUUAACUGGCAGGAUUCAACCGGGCUUCAGCCUAAUAGUAACGCAUCCAACAAUCCACCACCAUCCUCACAAAAAAGAGUCACGGCUACAGUUGCCCCUGGUUUGCGGCGUCAAUACGAAGACAAUAGCCAAUGGCUUGAAUCAACUACAGACUCCAAUUCCCCUAUUACCCAAAUGCAACGUUUUAGCAUUUCAAAUACUCCACAAAACGAGGUUUUAUUGCAACAACAAGCUUUUAGACAACAACAAACAAAACAACAAAAUGUUUGGCCUACAGACACAGGGCAGUCAACAACAAGAAGUGUUCCUUUUAACCCUUCUAUUCCUCAACAACAACUAAAACAUCCUUCUUCCUAUUUUUAUAAUAGAAACACAACAAACGAGGAUUUAAUGUUGUCAACAACAUAUAAUUCCAUACCCAGUCCAGAUGUUUCUAAACAUUUGCAACAACAACAAACAUUUUACUCUCCCCAACAUUCAAACGAACUAGGGACAACAGUAGCAACAAAUGUUCAAAAUGUCAUUCCUGUUGAUAAUAGAGUUAAAUCAAAAUGGACAACUGAACAACAACAGAAUGAAGGAUUUGCUCUAGAUAAUUCUAUUAUGCCUGUUGCUGCUGAUUAUACUGUUGAAAAUACACCUGUUCAACAAUAUCGUCAUUAUGGUUAUCACCCAAAAUUCUAUUAUCAAAAUCAACCAACUCAUUCAGACUCAACUGUCUCUUUUGUGCCUACAGCAGAAACAUCGUUUUCAGGCUAUCCCCAACAUUGUCAUUCACAACAACAGCAACAACAAAACUUUCAACAAAAACAGCAACAAAACAAGCAACAAAACAGACAACAUGUAUAUCAUAAUAAUCAAAUGCUUCCAUCUCUUUUGUCACCAGAAACAUCGCCUUUGCAAACAAACAAUGUUGUUCCUUCUAAUUAUACUCCUCAACAACAUCAAAAGCAACAACAAAGACAACAAGAAUAUCACCAACAACAAUAUCAACAAACACACCCUUUUUCUGUUAUUGCAAACACACAACAACAUUAUGAUGUUUACCAACAUCAGCACCAUUUAAUGUUCGGUCAAAAUUAUCAACAUUAUAACCAACAAAUGGGAGGACAACAUUCACAAUCACAACAAUCCCAACAAUGUUUUCCUAAAAACAAUAUUCCUAAAAACAAUGUUUCUAGACAACAAAAUGUUGGAGUCAAUUACAACAAUUAUCCAACCCAACAACACUAUUCCCAACAAAAACAUCAACAGCAACAUUUGGAAGGAAGAGGGAUGUUUGAACAAACAUCCUUUAAUUACCAACAACAACAAUGUUCGAAUUACCAACAACAAAAACAUCAACACGCCUUGCCAUUACAACAUCAACAACAACAUUUUGACUCUACUCAACAACAACAAAUGUUGCCUCAACAACAAACAAUGGUUUGCCAACAGCAACAAUUACCACCACAAAAUUUACCUUCUAUUGACGAUGAGGAUUUGGAUGAAGAAGCUAGUAGUCUUAUAAGUGAUUUGCAAAUUAGCAAACAACAGAGAUAGGAUUGUUUAAAAAUAUGAGA